GAUCCGGAGCUUCAUCCGAGACGCGUGGAGAGCCGAGCGCGCGCGCACUCACUUACUCGGCGAAAUUAAUAAAUGAAAUCAUUAAUACAGCGAGCGCCUGUUCAAAUCCACUACAAUGAGAGCAAAUCUGUCGCAGUCAGACGAAUCAUUGUAUGACUCCCAGCCAUUUAACAUUUGAUGAGCAGUUUUUUGGAGAGCUCUUUGGAUUGAUCCCGCUGUAUUCCAAUCAUGAAGAACAGAAGGGAAUAUGUGGAAUACUGUAGCGCGAUUUUAGUGUCUCUCUUCUGGAUUCACAGCUCGUUCGGGAUGCCUCAUGUCAUUCGGAUAGGGGGGAUUUUUGAACAAACCGAUGGACCUGUGGCACUGGUGAGCUCAGAGGAGCUGGCCUUUAAAUUUGCAGUUAAUAAUAUCAACAGAAACAGGACAUUAUUGCCCAACACAACGUUAACGUACGACAUUCAGAGGAUUAAUAUCUACGAUAGCUUUGAAGCCUCCAGAAAAGCGUGUGACCAGCUGUCUUUAGGUGUCGUUGCCAUAUUUGGACCAUCUCAUAGCUCCUCAUCCAAUGCAGUACAGUCCAUCUGCAAUGCCCUGGAAGUACCACACAUACAAGUACGAUGGAAACACCAUCCUAUGGACAACAGGGACACAUUUUAUGCCAACCUGUACCCCGAUUACUCCUCUCUCAGCUACGCUAUCUUAGACCUGGUGCAGUUUCUCAAGUGGAAAACAGCCACCGUGGUUUAUGAUGACAGCACAGGAUUAAUCAGGCUUCAGGAGUUAAUUAUGGCUCCGUCCAGGUAUAACAUCAGACUGAAGAUCCGACAGCUCCCUCUAGACACCACAGACACCAGGCCUCUGCUCAAGGAGAUGAAACGUAGCCGAGAGUUUCGCAUUAUCUUCGACUGCAGCCACAUAAUGGCUGCACAGAUCCUCAAACAAGCCCAGAUGAUGGGAAUGAUGACAGAGUACUAUCACUACAUCUUCACUACUCUGGAUCUCAUGGUCAUAAACCUGGAGCCGUAUCGCUUCUGUGGUGUCAAUAUGACCGGAUUCCGUAUCCUGAAUGUGGACAAUCCUCAAGUUGCUUCCAUUGUGGAGAAGUGGUCCCUUGAGAGACAGAUUCCCCCAAAACCGGACUCUGGCCUCCUGGAGGGGAUUAUGACGACAGAUGCUGCUCUGACGUACGACGCAGUCCACAUCGUGUCGGUCUCUUACCAGCAUGCUCCACAGAUGACUGUCAACUCACUGCAGUGUCACCGCCACAAACCCUGGAGGUUCGGAGGCCGCUUCAUGAGUUUCAUUAAGGAGUCUCAUUGGGAUGGCCUGACAGGACGGCUGUGUUUCAACAAAACGACAGGUCUGCGCACCGACUUUGAUCUUGACAUUGUGAGUCUUAAGGAGGAUGGCCUUCAAAAGGUGGGGAAGUGGAGUGCAUCUGGAGGGCUCAACAUCACAGAGGUCCCCAGGCAGAAUGGCAUAAACAUCACAGACUCGCUUUCAAACCGCUCUCUGGUCAUCACAACCAUCCUGGAGGAGCCAUAUGUCAUGCUUAAGAAGUCUGACAAGGCACUCGUCGGCAAUGACCGCUUUGAAGGCUUCUGUAUCGACCUGCUUAAAGAGUUGGCCAGCAUUCUUGGAUUUUCAUACGAGAUCCAUCUAGUGCCGGAUGGGAAAUAUGGUUUUCAGGAUGACAAAGGCCAGUGGAAUGGCAUGAUAAAAGAGCUCAUGGAACAUAGAGUCGAUCUGGCCGUGGCUCCUCUCACGAUCACAUUUGCACGGGAGAAAGCUAUAGACUUCUCCAAACCCUUCCUGAACACUGGUAUCAGCAUCCUGUACCGCAGACCUAACAGCACCAAUAGCGGCUUCUUCUCCUUCCUCAACCCCAUGACCCCUGACAUCUGGGUCUACAUCCUGCUGGCCUACCUGGGCGUCAGCUGUGUGCUUUUCGUCAUCGCCAGGUUCAGUCCGUAUGAGUGGUACGACGCCCAUCCUUGCAACCCCGGCUCUGAUGUGGUCGAAAACAACUUCACCCUUCUGAACAGCUUCUGGUUUGGCGUGGGCUCCCUCAUGCAGCAAGGUUCAGAGCUGAUGCCCAAAGCUCUCUCCACCCGAAUCAUUGGAGGCAUCUGGUGGUUCUUCACCCUCAUCAUCAUCUCCUCUUACACUGCGAAUAUGGCCGCUUUCCUCACUGUAGAGAGGAUGGACUCGCCCGUGGACUCUGCUGAUGAUCUGGCCAAACAGACCAAGAUUGACUAUGGUGUAGUAAAGGAUGGAGCCACCAUGUCUUUCUUCAAGAAAUCACGCGUGUCUACGUUUGAGAAGAUGUGGGCUUUCAUGAGCAGUAGACAGAGCACAUCAUUUGUCAAGUCCAUUGAAGACGGCAUUCAGAGAGUGUUGAAGUCUGACUACGCUCUGCUCAUGGAGUCAACUACUAUUGAGUAUGUGACUCGCAGGAACUGCAAUCUAACACAGGUCGGAGGCAUUAUCGACAGCAAAGGUUAUGGCAUUGGCACCCCCAAAGGUUCUCCAUACAGGGAUAAAAUCACAAUCGCUAUACUCGGCAUCCUGGAGGAUGGUCGUCUUCACAUACUCAAAGAAAAGUGGUGGAGUGACAGCAGCUGCCUGGAGGACGAGAGGUAUGAGACCGGUCCAAUGGGCAUCCAGAAUCUGGGUGGCAUCUUCAUCGUGCUAGCGUCUGGUCUAGUGCUCUCAGUGUUUGUGGCUAUAGGAGAAUUCAUCUACAAACUCCGAAAGAAUGCAGAACGUGAACAGGUCUUUCUGCAGUGUGGUGAUGGAAGAGAUCAGACUGUCGUUCACGUACGAGAGACGAGUGAAACACAAGCCCCACCCCCAGCUGUCAGCCACGGCGAAGACGGACGCAGUGAUCAACAUGCACUCCUUCAACGACCGUCGCCUCCCCGGAAAGGACAACAUGAGUUGCAGCACCACGAUGACGCCCAUAUUUCCAUGACUUGCCUGGGCGAUGGCCACCUGAGGCACGUUCCCGGCGCCGUGCCAGAGAGCAGAGACUACAGCUCCGAAAUGAUCACGGCAUUCACCAUCAACCGUAGAGACAUCCGACACCAAAUGGCCAGUCAGAACGGUGGCAGUAGCAACAAACCAGGUAGUGACCACAUCCUCAAACCAAUGUAUCCCACCAUGCCAUUGCGAGAGGGUGGCCGAUCGGUAUCCUUCCUGUGAGAGCGGAAGCCACGUCUCCGAAACCGAUCGGCACCCGAGUCUGAUGUUUACAAACGGCACUCUGACGCAAAGCUCACAAUCUGAAACGUGGAACUUGAAGGAGCCCCCAAUACAAUGAAAAUAUAUGUUUCUCAAUGGAACAAAUUGAAAAUGUGGAAUAGAGGCUUUUUUGAAGCAUGGCAAUAAAUGAAACUACAGACAGACACAAAGGGGAGUAGUUUUCUUAGAGUGUCAUUUAUAGCACAUCAAAUUCAUUUUCAAGUGUUCUGACGAUUCAUGUUUUGAUUUUGUCAAACGCUGUGAGCGUUUGCUGCAUUUCAUCGGAGGCGAUGUGCAGUACAGAUGUGUGUCGGACCGUAGAAGUUUAGUUUAGUGUGCUGUUCUACAGCAGCCAAUGUAACCUGCCAGAAUAUUAGAAAACACGUAAAUUCCUGUAGAGAGUGUAGCGCCUUCCUAUGUUCAUGGAAAUGCACAAAUAUUCUACAAUUAAAUCAACUAGGUUGAUUUUGUUCAAGCCACCUAAAUAAAUUGUGGUUCAAACAGAUAUUUUUUUUCCUCAAACGAAUAACAAUUCUGUGCACCCUGCAAAGUAAUUUCAUAGUGCUUACGGGCAAGACUUAGAGACAUUUUGAUUUAUUUGCAUUUCAUACAUUGCCAGCAGAUGUUUUUAACACAGCGAGAUGUAAUGGUAGUGACGGAUAAACAUAACAGUUGCCAAAGAUCUGUCGUCCAAAUGGAUUUAGACUCUUGAAACACAGCUUUCCCUGCAAACAAGAGAGCGAAAGACACAUUGACUCGGCUGUGUUUGUUAAAUGAGUUAUUCCUGAGAAUUACAGGACUCAUAUCAAGAAUAUUCACUUGUAUACAGAGAAUAUACUUAUUCAGAGGAUUCUGAACAAGUUUGCCAUAUGGUGACAAGCUAACACAAAGGAAAUCAGCAGUUUUAAGACAUGCGUGAGCUAGAAUGUUUCUAGCCAUGUAUUUAUUCUGCUAUGGUUGCAAUGGCUUUUGCAGUCUGAAUUAGUAAAGCCCCAUCUGUAAACUUGUUUGAAGAAGAGAAUUUAUAAGUGGUGUGGCCUUCAUCUCAACAUGAAAUAUGAUUUAUUUAUUUUUGUAAUAUUUUGCGUUGUUGUUAAAUGGAUAGUUCGACCCACCCCCCACAAAAAUAUUUUUCGCCCUCCUGGCAUCCCAGAUGUGUAUGACUUUCUUUCAUCUGCAGAUCACAAUUUUUUGAAGAAUUUCUCAGCUCUGCAGGUCCAUACAAUGCAAGUGAAUGGGUGCCAAAAUAUUUUAGCUCAAAAAUCCACAUUAAGGGUAACAUAAAAGUCAUCCAUAUGACUUCAGUGUUCAGUGUAAAUCCAUGUGUUCAGACAAGAUAUAAUAGGUGUGGGUGAGAAACAGAUCAAUAUUUAAGCCAUUUUUUAUCAUAAAUUCUCCUCUCUGCCCAGUAGGGGAUGAUAUGCAUGAAGAAUGUAACUCACCAAAAACAGAAAGGAAAAGUGAAGGAUAAAAGGACUUAAAUAUUGAUCUGUUUCUCACCCACACAUAUACCCUUGUGGAUUUGGGAGCUUCAAAAUUUUGGCACCCAUUCACUUGCAUUGUAUGGACCUACAGAACUGAUAUAUUCUUCUAAAAAUCUCCAUUUAUGUUUUGCAGAAGAAAUAAAGUCAUACACAUCUGGGAUGGCAUGAUCAGAGUAAAUGAUGAGAGAUUUUUGUGUGAACUAACCCUUUAAGAGUUCUGUUUGAGAGUUGUCAAGUCAAUGAAAUGAGCUCUUCCUGUAUUACCAACAACAAACACAAUAUUUUUGCAUAAAAUAAUAGUCCACCCCAAAGUCAUAAUUUACUCACCCUCAUGUUAUUCUGAGCUGUUUAUUUUUUAUACUACAAAAGUGGUUGAUGAUUUAUACUGCAAAGCUGCAAAAAGGCCAGAACAGACACCAAAAAGUACCAUAAAAGUAUUUCAUGUGACUCUUGUGCUAUAUCCCAAGUCCUCUAAACCCAUUGACAGCUUUGUGUGAGAAACUGAUUGAAAUUUAAGGCAUUACUCACCAAAAAUCUUCCCUUUAACUGCAGCUCUUAAAUCGUAUUUGUCAAUAGUACGAUACAGAUAUGCAGUUUUAACAACAUUAACUUAAUACUUGCCAGAUAGUAAGCCACUUUACCUCAAAUGCCAUAAAUUCUUAAAAACGCUUAUUCAACUAUCAAAAUGUACCCUAAUGUAAAGUGUACACAUAUGAAGCAUUUAUUAAAGAGUUACCAACAUUAGAAACCUAUGUAAAAAAGUAUAGUUUAAUGGUCAUCAGGCUUUGUUAUAUGUAUAAUAUCGUAUGUGACCCCAUGUGACUCUACCCUCCCUAGAAACCAGGCCAAUUUGGUUGCUUAGGAAACCUGGUUGGAGUCACUCAGCACACCCUGGGAUUCAAACUAGUGAACUCCAGCGUAGCCAGCGUCUUUACCACUGAGCUACCCAAGCCCCUAAGGUUUUUUUAUAUAUAUUCAUAAUUUUAUAUAAGUAAAUACAUUUAAUUUAUUUUAUUGUUUUGGCGCUUGGUGAUAUAAUUCACCAUACACUUUUGCUGUAUGGAGAAGAACAGCUCGGACAUUCUACCUAACAUCUCAUUUUGUGUUUCAAUGGAGAAAGAAAAAAAAAAACACUGAGUCUGAAUGACACGAGGGUUAUUAAAUCAGGAUAAAUGUUCCUUUGUGGGUAAACUAUUUCUUUAAUAUUGUUUUUGUGAAUGCGCAAUUCUUGUAGAAAAUUAUGAAUCAGCCCGACAGAAAGUGAUUCUUUCAUUGCUUUUUUAGUUUUUACAUUUGUUUAUGAUGUCACACAUAAUAUCAUGACUAAAGCUUGGCCAUGUGACCAUCAGAAUCUGUGAGCAGUUCCAGUGAUAACAUAGGUACUCCCAUCAUUUAAAGUGUGCAUAUUUCAUUUCAAAGCAUUCUUGGUAUUGUCAAAUUCAUUUUGCAGGACUGUUCUGAUGGCUUUUAACAACCAAAUGUGACGUUAAGAUGUACAUCAGUAAUAAAGAGAUCCUGUACGCCCAAUAUACACAAGAUUCCCUGCUUUGUGCCUUACAGGUUGAUUAAUAUGUGUUAUGGGGAUAGGGUUAGUGCUAAAAGCCACAAACCAGGGAAUCUUCCACCAAUUGGUGGAUAUAUGGCUUUCACAUUUGCAUAUUUGAGUGUCCAUCAAAAUAAUGAUUAUUAAUGAGUAAACGAAUGCAGAGACACAACAAAAUUGCAAUACAUGUGUGUUUGACAACAAAACUGCAAUACAAAUGUACUGGACCCCCUCAUAUCUGAACGUGGCUUGUGUUCAGAUGAACAUUUAGCAACAGUUCUCGGAUAUUUCAAACAAAUUAAGCACUCAAGCGAUUUCAUCUGACACUUUUCCAUGUGUCGUGCACAUGUGGGAAACUCUACGUACGAAACGUUCUCACAACGAGGAGUAGGUGCUACGAGUCUUCACCUGCUGCCCGCUCAUGGCAGCUCAACCAAUGACAGACCUCUGUGAGGUAAAUCUAACGGACAGCAUCGGAAACAAGAGCAAAAACAAAAGGAAAAAAAAAAGCAUUUUUGUGUUGAACGUUUUUAUGGUGAAUUAUGUAAUGACCAGAAUAACUUCAUGUGACUCGAUGUUUCUUUGGUGAAAGCUCAUUGUAUAUGUGUUAUUCAAAUUCUGUGUAAUUUUAACACUCUCUUGCAAAGUAGGGUAUAUAUUAGAUGAACAGAAAAUUACUGUAUUUUGCUAAAUACCGAUCAUUUUUACCUGUAUUUUAUUUUCCUCAGCUCUUCUCUUCUUGAUAAUUUGUGCAGUGCUGUAUCGAGCGUGAUACAUGCAUAUUGUAAUAUAUUGUACUCUCAAGAUACAACUAAAUGGGUUUAAUGGACAACAAUGUAACGCCCAAGGCCCAGAAUUUCAGCACAUUCACUUCCAUUGAUUGAGGGGUUGAUAUUAAUUCCUAAUGGAGUCAUUCUGCGACCUAAUGUAUUCAAAUCAGAUGUAUAUAAAUAAGACAAAGUUAUGAGGACCAAUUCAGUGUCAUUUCUAUUCCAUUUUCCAUGACCGUUCAUGGAUAUUUUGCUUAUUUAUUUCUCCUUUUUACCCUCCCACACUAUUCAAAAUGCUUGCUAGAUUCUGUAGAGAUUACUAUAUUGUCAAAUCCACUUGUUCAGUCCCCUUUUAGGAAACAAAUCUUUAAUACAAUAUACAGUGGGAUCCAAAAGUCUGAGACUUCUGCAUUGUUCUAAUUAAAUACAACUUUUUUUCUUAUUAUUUGCACAAAUGAUAUUAUCAUUAUAAUACUUUGAGUGAAAAGCAGAAAUGAAAAAGUAACAUUUAGGACUAUUUUAAAGAGCAUCUUUUGUGCUUUAAUAGAAGCAAGAAAAUCUGACCUUUUGUACAUAAGGAGUUGAUCAGUGUCACAAAAAGUGCUAGAAACAGUGUAGAAUCAUAAAUAUUCCUUGUGCAUUUUACGUCAUAUCUUUAAAUCUGUCAAAGUCCAAAUGCUUUCUGUUUAUUUCAGUGAUUUAAUGAAAAUAACUUGGAUUGGUUGAUAUGAGUUUUGGACCCCACUGUAUGUCAUAGUGCACUUCUUUUCACUUAACAUUUUUAUGACAGGGUCUCCAGUUACAAUUAGGUGCAAAUAUGAAAAAACAAAAACAGCGUUUAUACAUAAAGCAAGAAUGAAAUCAAAUAUUACAAAAUAAUUGCAACAUUAGCUGAGUUGUCACAUGGUGUGUAGCACUGUGGGGAUGCUGGAAAAUGUAUUAUAGAUUACAAAUUAUUAUUUAAACUGAUUCAAUCUUAUAUUUACACUGUGACACAUUAAUUAUAAUAAUGACUUUGAAUCUUUUGCAGAAACACUGAGUGAAGACCAUAUAUAUCGCACAUGGAUUUAUUUGUAACUGAUGAAAAACCAUGAAAUAUUCAUUUUUAUCUUUAUGAAAUGCAUUACAUUGAAACUUUGCUUUGGGUGUUGGAUCAAUCAAUCCUAUUUACGGAGCAUAAACAUCUAUUUUAUAAAAAAAAAAAAAAAAAAGUAUGAAUAAACAAUGUGAACAUUGCUG
Messenger RNA from Xyrauchen texanus (razorback sucker), 8279 nucleotides. It is a transcript of the gene grik3, whose product is annotated as glutamate ionotropic receptor kainate type subunit 3. Gene Ontology annotation, cellular component: presynaptic membrane; postsynaptic membrane; kainate selective glutamate receptor complex. NCBI's taxonomy places the organism in Eukaryota, Metazoa, Chordata, Actinopteri, Cypriniformes, Catostomidae. Bases 229 to 3204 code for a protein of 991 amino acids. The record is from RefSeq and is a predicted model, not a curated record. Gene Ontology annotation, molecular function: transmitter-gated monoatomic ion channel activity involved in regulation of postsynaptic membrane potential; kainate selective glutamate receptor activity. The transcript has 16 exons. Gene Ontology annotation, biological process: modulation of chemical synaptic transmission; synaptic transmission, glutamatergic; monoatomic ion transport.